GUCUCUCUCUGUAUUUGUUGCUGGCAACAAUGUCUUCUUCUCCUCCACCUCCACUCUCUCUCUCUACUUCACCACUUUCUCUCUCCUCAAAAUCCCUUAAACCCUUUCCCCCAAUUUUCUCUCUCUAAAACACAUCCAAAUUGCUACAAAUGCUCACAAUUCCCAUGCUCUAACACAGCCCAAACCCAAUCAAAACAUGUUCUUCCAAUUCCUUCUCUUCUCUCUCCUCUCACUCUCGACCCAUUUCAGGGUUUUUGCCUCCGACCCAUUCUCUAUCUACGAAGUCCUUCGAUCCCAUGGACUACCCAUGGGUCUUCUCCCGAAGGGUGUGACGGACUUUCACUUGGACGACACUGGAAAGUUCGAGGUGUAUUUGGAUCAAGCUUGCAAUACCAAGUUCGAGAAUGAGCUACACUACGAUCGAAACGUUUCGGGUACUCUCACAUACGGGCAGAUUGCCGGGUUGUCGGGUAUUUCUGCCCAAGAUUUGUUUCUCUGGUUCCCGGUCAAGGGUAUUCGGGUCGAUGUGCCGAGCUCGGGCUUGAUUUACUUCGAUGUGGGUGUGGUUUUUAAGCAGUUUUCUCUGUCAAUGUUCGAGACGCCGAGGGAUUGUAUGGCUGCUCAGUUGCAGGGUCUUGGAGAUGGAAGGGUCAUUGUGGACACUGUGUCUAAGAGCCUAUCGGGGAAGCUUCGAUACCAUCUUGAUCAGGAAGAUUUUGUUAAUGGUGUUUGGUAGAUUGUGCAAAAAGAAGAUGAUUCGAGUUGCGCCAUAGCUGAAUCAAUUCAUGGAUUUUCCUUCCGCCAUAUGUACAUAUCUCCGGAGAGUCUGGUUUAACAGGUCCUAUCUUCAUUCAUGUGUGCUUGCUUGCUUGCGGUUUUGUAUAAUGCAGUCUCUACCAACAAUCAUGCCAGCUCCUGUCUAUGCAAUAAUGGGUGGUAAAUUGGGUUGAGGGGACAGAUUAUUAGGAGACAAUAUGAAAUUCAUUGGGUCUUAUACACAGAAAAUAGAAUGAGACAGGAGCAAGGUGAUUUCAGGUGAUAAGUCUGUGUAGAUUUGUUUUUUAUUUUUAUUUUUUUAUGUUGAAUUCGUUAGGAACUAUGAACAUAACCAUGGUUGCUGGAUCGAGUUUCUCUUUGUAGUAUAAUUCUUAGUUGAUGAGAUACACAUCUGUGAUAGAAGAAUAAGAAAUAGAAUGGCUUUCAUUUAUUAUUUUUUGUAUAACUGUAAUGUGAUUUUGUUGAAAUAAUUUUUGCUCUCUUUCUUAA
Molecule: messenger RNA, 1266 nt
Organism: Cornus florida
Lineage: Eukaryota; Viridiplantae; Streptophyta; Magnoliopsida; Cornales; Cornaceae
Exons: 2
Coding region: 197-736 (179 amino acids)
Source: RefSeq, a predicted model, not a curated record